AAAUCCAAAAAAGAAACGUCAAAUCGCAACUUUAAAGUGAUUUUUCGAAAUCCUUAACGGUUUGAUCUCAAUGGUUGUCGAAUUCGGUUUUGUACCAAAAUCCAACAGGAUUUAUUACACCCAAAGAUCUAACCCCCCAUUUUUGACAUUAAUGGCUUACAACUUCAUUUUAAAAACGUCCGAUUACGACUGGUUACAAAAAAACAUUGAGUAUUUAGAGUUCGAAUUAACAUUUUGGAUCAAAAAUAGAUCAAUCGUGAUCGAGAAAGAUAAAAAAUUACACACGAUGUUUCGAUAUUCCGUGAAUUGUUUCACUCCGAGACCGGAAAGUUACAAAAGCGAUAUGGAAUUGGCCGAGGAGUUGGAUGGAAAAGAUAGAAAGAAAUUUUUUAAGGAAAUUAAUUCGGCUUCGGAAAGCGGAUGGGAUAUUUCUAGUCGAUGGUUAAACGAUGGCGAUGUUUUAGAUGUUAAUGUGAGUCGAGUUAUCCCGGUGGAUUUAAAUUCCUAUCUUUAUAAAAAUUUCGUUUGCAUUUCAAAACUUUUUAAUAUGUUGGGAAAUAAUUCGAAAAGCAUCGUUUGGCGUAAAAAAGCGAAAAAAUUACAUCUUGCAAUUCGAAAAAUUUUAUGGAACGAAACCGAAGGGAUUUGGUUCGAUUACGAUCUUGAGUUAAAUCGGAGUAGAUCUCAAUUCUAUUUAAGUAAUUUUACCCCGUUAUGGGCUGGAGCUUUUCCUACGAGGUUAAGAUACGAAUAUGGAUAUUACGCGUCGUUAUACAUAGAUAAAUAUGAUUUAAUCGGGAAAUAUAAAGGGUGUAUCCCGGAUUCUUUACAAGAAUCGUUCCAACUUUAUGAUUUUCCGAAUAGCCACACUCAUUUACUUGUUAUGGUUAUUGAAGGAUUAAAAAGUUCUUUGCAUUUGGGGGCUAUUAAGAAAUCUAACGUGAUUCUUGUGAAUUGGAUGGACGUUGUUAUGUCGUGUUGGGCUGAAACGAAUAGCAUCUUCGAUACUUACAACGUAAAAGAAUUUGGGCAACAUACCAGUUAUACGGAGUGGAGUGAAGAUCAUACCGUUACAAUCGGGGCUUUUUUAAGUGUUUUAGACAGUUAUUACACAAUUUCAGAGCGAUUUAUUUCUAACGAGAGUUUUGGAAGAAGAUUGAACGCUUUGUGUUUUAUUUUUAAUUUUAUCGCUUAUGUUGUUAAAUGACAUAAAUUAUUUGAUUGCAGUUGAGAAUAUAAAAGGAGGAAUAAAGUUUUUUUAACAAAAUUUUUUGAUUAA
Onthophagus taurus is the source of this 1279-nucleotide messenger RNA. NCBI's taxonomy places the organism in Eukaryota, Metazoa, Arthropoda, Insecta, Coleoptera, Scarabaeidae. The record is from RefSeq and is a predicted model, not a curated record.